This is a messenger RNA of Onychostruthus taczanowskii (white-rumped snowfinch), 1306 nucleotides long. RefSeq names its product inner mitochondrial membrane peptidase subunit 2 (gene IMMP2L). Gene Ontology annotation, cellular component: membrane; mitochondrial inner membrane peptidase complex. Gene Ontology annotation, molecular function: serine-type endopeptidase activity. Bases 898 to 1230 code for a protein of 110 amino acids. Lineage: Eukaryota; Metazoa; Chordata; Aves; Passeriformes; Passeridae. Gene Ontology annotation, biological process: mitochondrial respiratory chain complex assembly. The transcript has 8 exons. The record is from RefSeq and is a predicted model, not a curated record.
AAAAGCCAGUGGUAACAAAGCAAACAAACAACUCCCAUCACACGGAACCAAACCAUCUAAAGACCCAUGGAAAACACCAAAGGAUGGCUGCAAAGGAAGGUAGAAACCUCCCCAGAAUGGAAAAUGUGACCCUCUCCCAGUUCUUGUGGCACCCUACACGUUGGCUCUGGAUCCUCAAACGGCUGGGAAACAGGGAGAAGGUACAUGAGCUCCGUGGAAAAAACCUCCUUCUUCAGACUGUACUGGCGCUCGCACUUGUUACAGCAACUGAUAAAAACAACUAAUCACCGAAUGAAAACACAAGCCGUAGUACGUCCAUCUGCACCAGCCAGGAAAACCCAGCCGCCAUCCGUGAAGCCAGCACAAUGCAGCCAGCUCUGUAUGCAGCAGAUGUGGCUGACAUCGGUCCCCAUCACAUCUGGUGUGCUCAUCGGCUGAACAAAAAUCCUGCCCUUUUGUGUGGGUUACACUUGGCUACAGAACAGCUUGGCGCUGAAGUAUAAAGAACUCCCAAUAUUACAUAUGAAUAUCCAAAGAGAUUUAUUGUUGUCCAAUUGCCAAAAAACGGCCACAAGUGUAAACUCCUUGUGUAUAUGAAUAUCCACCCUCACGGAAGGAAAACACAUCCACUGCAAUGCAGCAUCCUCAGUUUUUUGGGGACUCAAACUGUAACUACAGGGGCUGAGAAAGGAUCAGGCCAAGUACCUUAUUCCGUGCAGGCCUGUCUGGCUCUGUGCGAGCGGCACAAGGCGAGCCCGUCAGGCCGAGCGGCGCAGCGCCGGCAGCCGCGGCCCCUCAGGGCGGCUCGGGGCGGCAGUUCCGGGAGCACCGCGGGCCCCGCGCGUCACGUGACGCAGCCGGCUGCGGCCCGCCCCCCGUGGAACGGAGCAAAGGACUAUGGCACAGGCUCAGGGUUUGGGGAGGAGAUACAUUAAAGCCUUUUUUAAAGGUUUCUUUGUUGCCGUUCCUGUAACUGUGACUUUUCUGGAUAGAGUUGCCUGUGUCGCGAGGGUGGAAGGAGCAUCAAUGCAGCCUUCUUUGAAUCCUGGGGGAAGACAAGCAUCUGAUGUAGUACUCUUGAACCACUGGAGCAUUAGAAAUUAUGAUGUACAACGUGGGGACAUUGUGUCACUGGUGUCUCCGUACCAAGUCAUCUGUCUUCUGGCAGAGUUCAUCCUGGAUAAAUAUAGAAGUAAAACAAGUUGGAAAGGAAAGAAAUUCUCCCUCUAGUGAAUCUGGGUCUCUGAUUUCAGAGAUUUCUCAAUUUCUCUCUUGGAAUUUUCUUUGAUAUUUCUUAAAUUACAGA